GACACCACACACGACGAGCUGCCGGACAGACCACAGCUCAGUGAUGGGAGACUGAGGCUACUAACAGCACCACUCACUCACUCCCUCACUCACUUACUUUCUUUCAGACUGAAAUGGAAGAACCACAGAAGACAUGGCAUAAGAGCAGGUCAUGAUCCUAAACUUUCAAAACCACAGAAGAUGGAGUCAUCCAACACGAGCCUCACUGACGGGCCUGUUCAUGCCAAUGAGACUUUCACACUGCCUCAGAAGGUACUCAUCAUUCUGGGCCUGAGUUCACUGAGUCUGAUCACGAUUAUUGGCAACGUUCUUGUCAUGGUCUCUAUCAAGGUUAAUAAGAAUCUGCAGAUGGUCAACAACUACUUCCUCUUCAGCCUAGCAUGUGCUGAUCUGAUCAUUGGCCUGUUCUCCAUGAACCUUUACACUGUCUACAUCGUGACUGGCUACUGGCCUUUAGGGCCAGUUGUCUGUGACCUGUGGCUGGCUCUCGAUUAUGUGGCGAGCAACGCCUCAGUAAUGAACCUCCUCAUAAUCAGCUUUGACCGUUACUUCUGUGUCACCAAACCACUUACCUAUCCAGUCAAGAGGACUACCAAAAUGGCAGGUGUGAUGAUCGCAGUGGCCUGGAUCUUGUCCUUCAUUCUGUGGGCUCCAGCCAUCCUCUUCUGGCAGUUCUUCGUGGGAGAGCGCACUGUGGAGAAACGGGAGUGUUACAUUCAGUUCUUCUCCAACCCAGUGGUCACCUUUGGCACAGCCAUCGCUGCCUUCUACCUGCCUGUAGUCAUCAUGAGUGUGCUAUACUGGCAAAUCUCCAAAGCCAGCCGCAGCCGCAUCAAGAGGAGAGAGAGCCGGAAGACGUCCAGCAUCGGUCAGGAGAGCAGGAUUCAGCCUUUGCCGAUCACUGAGAGGAGCAAAAGAGUGACACAAUGUCAGAAAGUAGAAGACAUGGUGAGCCGAGGACAGCGCAGUGGUUCAGAUGCUACUACAGGUGAUGAUAAAGAGAGUGAAAAUGACUCCACAUCUGGCAGUGCGCUGGCCUCAUCCAAUCAGAGAGAUGAGGAGGCAGGUUCUGUAGAAACCAAUGGUGAUGUUAAGAAAGCUUCAACUAAAACCGUAUCUCAGGUGAAAGCAAGCUGGACCAAGCAGACAUGCUUCAGAACUUCAACAGGAGACAGAACAGAUGAAAGCUACGUGUCUGCCACUGCCAAUCAGAGGAGUAACCAUGGAAAAGAGAGGCAGAGUCUGGUGGCCCUGAUCCUCAUGCCUCCACACAAGAAGAAGAGGAACAGGUGCUCCUCCAGAGAGAGAAAGGUGACAAGGACCAUCAUGGCCAUCCUGGUGGCCUUUGUGGCCACGUGGACUCCAUAUAAUGUAAUGGUGUUGAUCAGCACUUUCUGCCGUAGCUGCAUCCCCAACUCCAUGUGGGCGAUGGGCUACUGGCUCUGCUACAUCAACAGCACGGUGAACCCAGCCUGCUACGCUUUGUGCAACGUAACGUUCAAGAACACCUUCAAACAGCUGCUGAUGUGCAAGUACAAAAACAUUCGCACAACCAGAUAAAACAAGGCCGAAGACUCUUAUGGUCAAAGCCUGCUUGCAUUUUGCAUUAAAUAAGGAAAAGUUCUGGGUCUAAGAGUGUGAGGUCUGUUUUGGAGCAGCACAGGUGUUAAAUGUGAGCUUUUCCAUUUUGGAAAGCAGUGUGGACGUGACAUUGAAAAAAGCUGUACAAAGCAUCACCUGCUGCAUAACAGAGAUGAUUAAUAAUUUAACAAUAGAUGAGCCACUGUCUGUCAUAUACAAAUACAAUACAUAUUCACAUACUAAAGGUUCUACCAAGAUAGUGUACUUUUGAUAAGCAAGCAAAACCAUAAGUAUCAUAAGUAUGAACUUUUUGACAUACAUAAGAUGUAAAAUGGUAUAUGCUGGCUCCCUCUAAUAGUCCAAUAGCUCUUAUGUAAUAGGAAAACUAAAGCAGAUGAUCAGAUGAGAUAUAGAGUGCUGGGUUAUUGUGGUCCCGUUGAGCAAGGCACUUAUACCACUCUGCUCCUGGUGUGCUGCAGUGUCUCUGACCCAGGCCUCUAAUGUGUGAUAUGUAAAGAAUUUUAAUAUACUGUAGAAGUACUGUAUACUUACAAUAACUGUACUUAACAUGACAUAGGUUUGAAUGAAAACAACAUAUUUAUCGUUAAAUAUGUGUACACGUGUUUGACUGCUUGGAAUAAUUUGCUAAUUUGUACAAAGUAAGUUACUACGUAAGAUGUAACACUACUUGAUUUACUGCUACUACUUUACUGAUAGUUUCUAAGGCAGUCCCAUGCAUUUGGCAUCAUGAAUACACUCUGGAUCACUGAGUAUAUGCAACUGCAAUUUCAUAAAGAUUUGUUAGACAACCUAAAGGUUUAGUUGUCAAAACCACAAGCAUAGUGAUAGCAUAGAAAAGUUAACUUAAAGACACUCACACAAACAGGGGUGAGAAUCACAGGCAUCUCAAGAGACUGUACCCACAGAAACAAUAUCCUUAUACUUUGAAUCAGUGAUAAUAGUUAUAUCAAAAGACAAUUCUCUAUGAUAUGUCACAGAAACUGUUACUAUAGAGGAUAACUACUUCUAAAUAAGUAUUUAUUACUUAAUUAUUGGGGUCAAUUUCACCAAAUCUGACAAUCAGUAUUCUUCAAUGCAGGUUUACCACAUUUAUUUGAUUUAUGCCACCACGUAAAGAAACCGUAACUUAAGUAAGUCAAAUUGGGAAUAUAUUAGUCUGUUAGAACACUUGUUUUAAUAAAAAUAUUGAUUUGACACCACAUAAAAAAUAAUGUAUAGUUAAUGUAAACUACAGCAUAUGUUGCAAUGUUGAUAUUUUGUCCCACUUCUACCUAGAAAUGCCGCUUAUGUCUUAUUUUCUUAGUGCCUUAUUUAAACAAAUUGUUUCCCAAAUAAUCAGUUUACAUUUUUCCCCCAAAAAUUAUCCCAUGAGGUUUUCCAAUAAGUAUUCAAGUGUGUAUAAUUGUUGCAGUGCAAAUGAGCAAACUUAACACAGUUAACAGAAUAACACAUCUAAGCAACACUGAGAGAAAUAUAAAUUGGAUAGUGUUUUAAAAAAAUUGCUAAUGUUCUUGAACAGCUUCAGAAACAUUAAGAUCAUCAGCCACUGUCAGUCAUACAAAUACAAUACAUAUUCACAUACUAAAAGUCCUACAAAGAACUUAUGUACUUCUGCUAAGCAAGCAAAACCACAAACCAUAAGUAUAAACUUUGUGCCAAGUAAAUAAGGUGUUAAAUGGUCUAUGUUUGGGUCCUGUAACAGUCCAAUAGUUUUUUUUAUGUAAUAGCCAAAAGACUUUCAGCAUAUUUUUGGUAUAUCAAUUUUUAGGCACUGGAAUAAAGAAAAUUAUUAAGUCCUCUUGAAUUUCCCCAAAAGUAACUGAGCAGUAAAUGUUUAGUUUUCUGUUAUUCAUAUUAACACAAGCCUUGACAUAACCUAAGCCAGUGAUUACCAGCAGAUAGCUCCUGUAUGUAUACCAUAAUUAAUGUUUCACGUGCAUUUCAUGAUUGUAUUGUUUUUCUUUUUGUGGCACAUGGACAUCAUAGACAACAGUCUACUUCAGAAUGGAUACAAACCAGUACCAAGCCUAACUAACAAUGAAUUGUUUGCA
This is a messenger RNA of Astyanax mexicanus (Mexican tetra), 3653 nucleotides long. It is a transcript of the gene chrm2b, whose product is annotated as cholinergic receptor, muscarinic 2b. Gene Ontology annotation, molecular function: G protein-coupled serotonin receptor activity; G protein-coupled acetylcholine receptor activity. Gene Ontology annotation, biological process: chemical synaptic transmission; adenylate cyclase-inhibiting G protein-coupled acetylcholine receptor signaling pathway; G protein-coupled receptor signaling pathway, coupled to cyclic nucleotide second messenger. NCBI's taxonomy places the organism in Eukaryota, Metazoa, Chordata, Actinopteri, Characiformes, Acestrorhamphidae. Gene Ontology annotation, cellular component: plasma membrane; dendrite; synapse. The transcript is spliced from 3 exons. The coding region runs from base 181 to 1560 and encodes 459 amino acids. The record is from RefSeq and is a predicted model, not a curated record.